AUGGCCGAUGCAGGGCCUUCUACUUCAAGCUAUAAUUCAAUUAUUGGAGAUGACAGUAAUUGUUUGCCAAAAGGAACAAUAUCUCAACGACAAACGUCUCUUAAAGACUUUUUUACCAAUUUUAACGAAACUGAAGAAAACGAAAACGACAUCAGCAAUAUCAACAAUUACCUUCGAGGAAUUCAAAGUUCUAUUAAAGGAGAACGAACUUUACAUGACGUUUUGCGAAACAUCACUAGAGAGCAAGCUACUUACUUUCUUGAAAGAAGUGUGGGAAAAAAAUUUUCAGGAGGAUUAUAUUGGUAUGUCUUUCACGAGGACCACGCCCACAUUGUCCACGACUGCUCCUAUGCCAGUGGAAAAUGCCGAUGUUCCAGAAUCCAAUGUCUCCCAAUUAAAGGAAAAUCUCGAAGACAUCAUCGAAACUAUUAUUUCUCCGAACGAUACUUUUACAAUCUCACAAAAUAUUUGCUUCAACCGCCUAGACAAUUUUUAUACAUUGAAAUCGCCGGGAGAACAAGGGGCAUACCUAAUCAAAUUGGAAAUUUAUCCUACGAAAGAUAUCUCCAACUUGGAAAAAAAUCAAUGGUGGAGAGCAGCGGCAGUGAGAAUGAAUUUUCUAACUGCAUCGAAAGUGGACCCACUCCACAUUCUAGUAGAUCAGGUAUCUAUAAAAGCGGCAAAUCGUUUAAAAAAAAUUCCAAAUAUUCAAACAGAAGUAAAGAAGAAGAAUUAUUGGAAUUCUUUAAGCAAUUUCCGUCAAGCCCCUUAUUAAAUAUAUUAAAUAGUUCUGUUUGGCUUAAUUCUAAAUUUAAAUUUUUUCGACGUUCUGAUCCGACCAUAACUACAGUAUUUGACGUAUUUUCUAUGCAAUUUAUUGAUUAUACUGUACAAAAUAUUUAUGAUUAUUCCAUUUCAGUAGCUCCAUUAUAUGCGUCAGUUAAAGGAAAUAUCAAUGAAUAUUAUUAUGAUGAACAUGAAAGUUUAACAAUAGCUAUUGAAUUUUUACAGUUUCAGUUCAAUAAUGAUGAGGAUUUAAUUAAAAUAUUUUUAAUAGAUUUAUAUAUUAUAGAUAAAAAAAUUCCUAAAGUUAAUGCAAUGCAAAUUAUAGCACCUCCAUCUGCUGGUAAAAAUUAUUUUUUGAUUGUGUAA
Messenger RNA from Psylliodes chrysocephalus, 1152 nucleotides. NCBI's taxonomy places the organism in Eukaryota, Metazoa, Arthropoda, Insecta, Coleoptera, Chrysomelidae. The record is from the annotation of a GenBank genome assembly.